Messenger RNA from Empidonax traillii (willow flycatcher), 1810 nucleotides. RefSeq names its product trafficking kinesin-binding protein 1-like. Lineage: Eukaryota; Metazoa; Chordata; Aves; Passeriformes; Tyrannidae. The annotation marks the transcript as partial. Gene Ontology annotation, biological process: anterograde axonal transport of mitochondrion; neurogenesis; neurotrophin TRK receptor signaling pathway. Gene Ontology annotation, molecular function: signaling receptor binding. The transcript has 14 exons. The record is from RefSeq and is a predicted model, not a curated record. Gene Ontology annotation, cellular component: dendrite.
AUGCCGCAACCAUCACCGGUGGAGCUGUGCAGCGGGGACGUCCCCGAGGUGGAGAUCAUCAGCCUGCUGGGCGAGCAGCUGCCCCGCUACACGCUGCGGGCCGACACCGUCUUUGGCUACGACCAUGGUGACUGGCUGCGAGCCCCCCCCGGCCCCCCGCAGCCAGCGGCCCCCCUCACCCCCCAGCAGAUCGAGGAGACCCUGCAGUAUUUCCUCCUGUGUGCUGAGCGGGUGGUCAGGAUCACCAAGACCUACCACGACAUUGACGCCGUCACCAACCUGCUGGAUGAGAAGGAGCGGGACCUGGAGCUGGCGGCGCGCAUCGGGCAGUCCCUGCUGAAGCAGAACCGGAGCCUGACCGAGCGCAAUGAGCUGCUGGAGGAGCAGCUGGAGUUGGCCAAGGAGGAGAUUGCACAGCUGCGUCAUGAGGUCUCCAUGCGGGAUGACCUUCUCCACUUCUACACCACCACGACAGAGGAGAGCGAGCCCACCACCACCACCUCCACACCGCUGCGCCGGCACGAGUCCUCGCUGUCCCUGCAGCAGUACUUCCAGUACGACACCUUGCAGCAGAAGCUGAAGUGCCUGGAGGAGGAGAACCAGAAGCUCCGCAUGGAGGCCACCAGCAUCGCCACCGAGACCUGUCAGUACGAGGACCAGGAGCAGCAGCUGAUGAUCGACUGCGUGGAGCAGUUCUCCGAAGCGAGCCAGCAGGUCGUUCACCUGUCGGAGGAGCUGGCGCACCGGGCGGAGGACGCGGCGCGGCAGCAGGAGGAGAUCACCCAGCUCCUGGCGCAGGUGGCGGACCUGCAGCAGAAGUGCCGCACGUACGGCUCCGAGGUGGAGGAGCUCCAGCAGCACCUGGCCGCAGCGAAGGAGGUGCAGCAGCAGCUCCGGAUGGAGCUGCGGGACCUGCAGGAGAAGUACGCGGAGUGCGGUGGGAUGCUGCAGGAAGCGCAGGAGGAGGUGAAGAGCCUGCGGAGCCGCAGCCUGCCCAACAGCACCGUGAGCCGCUACAGCGCGGCCAGUCUGCUGCCCGUGGACUCUCUGGCGGCUGAGAUCAAGGGCAUGAUGAGGAAGAGGACUGACAGCUCCUCCUCGGACUACAAGAGUUACCUGCGCGUCUUCGAGACGGUGAAGGCGGUGAACCAGGCAGCCAAAGCCAGGUCUUGCUCGGAGUCUCCCCACCACGUGCCAGGCUCCAAGCAGUUGUCAGCCGCCCACUCUGGGGGGGCCAGCACCCCCCACAUCAGCUGCUCCGGCUCGGAGGGUGCCCGGACCGAGGGGUCUGGCGGGGCCCCCCGGGCAGCCCCGGGCCGGCAGGACCUGGAGGCAGCGGUGCAGAGGCUGUCGGCGCGGCAGCAGAGCCACUCCUCCGAGGAGCGCUCCUUCUUCGAGGCCGAGCGGGAGCGCAAGCUCUGGCGCCUGAGGGACGGGGCGAACUCCAGCGGCGGCCUCACCCCCAACGAGAGCAUCGUCUCCACGGGAACCAGCCACUCCGGGGGCUCGGAGCUCACCGCCGGCUCCACCUUUUCCCUCGGCUCCCUCACCUACCUGCCCGACAAGCUGCAGAUCGUGAAGCCACUGGAAGGUUCUGUGACGCUCCACCACUGGCAGCAGCUGGCACAGCCCAACCUGGGCGGGAUCCUGGUGCCCCGUCCUGGGGUGCUCACCAAAGACUUCAGGCAGCUGGACAUCGACCUGGAGGAGGUGUACAGCCUCAAUGACCUGGAGGAGGAUGACAUGGACGCCGGCUCCUUCCAGCUGCUCCCUACCUCAACCCCCGCCAAAGCCAAGGAGCGCCCCAGGG